UAACGCAAGAUGGCAGUCGCGAGUAGAAGACAGUCACGCGAGUAUCGCAGGUAGUUUCGAUGUUUUUUAGUCCGAGAUUACGGCGAUUCAUCAAGAAGUGGCCGGGCGAACGUUAUUUCGGCGAUUUCCGAUUCCUGCCGAUAUUCUUCGCGUUAGGGGCGUUGCUGGAGUUCUCUAUGAUCAACUGGCACGUCGGCCAGGUUAACUUCUACAACGUAUACAAACGCCGGAAGAUAGAGGAGCGGGUGAAAGAGAAGCUGCCCGAAGCAGACUGAUAUCAAAGCGUAAAGCGCUC
This is a messenger RNA of Dinoponera quadriceps, 295 nucleotides long. RefSeq names its product small integral membrane protein 4. The transcript has a single exon. NCBI's taxonomy places the organism in Eukaryota, Metazoa, Arthropoda, Insecta, Hymenoptera, Formicidae. The record is from RefSeq and is a predicted model, not a curated record. Bases 60 to 275 code for a protein of 71 amino acids.